Tuber melanosporum (Perigord truffle) is the source of this 1560-nucleotide messenger RNA. RefSeq lists its product as uncharacterized. The coding region runs from base 1 to 1500 and encodes 499 amino acids. The transcript has 3 exons. Gene Ontology annotation, molecular function: protein binding. NCBI's taxonomy places the organism in Eukaryota, Fungi, Ascomycota, Pezizomycetes, Pezizales, Tuberaceae. Gene Ontology annotation, cellular component: NuA4 histone acetyltransferase complex. The record is from RefSeq and is a predicted model, not a curated record.
AUGGCCAAUGAAGAGGACCCCGGUUCGCCUAUCCCGCCACGGCCCGAUGAGAUUUCACCGAUAAGUACACCCGGAGGUUCACCAACAGUUGAAUCGCCGAAGUCAACCGUUAUUGAGAAAAUACGUAGUAAAAAACGGUUAUUAGAUGAAAGCAAAUCCGGAGGGAUUGGUCCAGAAAAUAAGAAUGAGGGGUCUAGAGAGAAGUCGCCGGAUGGAAAACCAACACCCAAGAAGCAGAAAUCCUCGAAGGCCGAUAAGAAAGCUACCGGAAAACCUCUAGGUCGUAUAGGUGUGGCCAGAGCUUCCAGUGCCGAACCCCCUCCUUCUAGGGUCACUAGGAGUGCCAGUGCAGAGGUGGAGAGAAGAUCAAGAAGUCCUAGCGCCGAACCUCCUCCGGCGAACAAACAGAAGACAGCCAAAACGGUCGUUUCACCAAUCUCAGAAGGGAGCGAAGUUAAGGACGAAGAACUUUCUGAGGUCGAUCACGACAAUGCGAUAAUGGCUUCGCCUGCACCUGUGCGCAAGGGCAAAGAGAUUGAAGGGAGGAAGGCUGGGAAUGGAAGGGCAACUAGAAAGACAUCUGCCAGCGGUCGCAGGGUAGACGCAGAAGCAACUGAACGCGAAGACACCAUUGCCCAAACGCCAAAAAGCAAAACCCCGAAACGUAAGCGCAACCCAUCUCAAUCAGAUGUUGAGGAAGAGAGCAAAGGGGAAACUACUACAAUCCCCCCGAGGAAGCCAUUUCACAGGCCUCCGAAGCUCGAACCCCAAAAUUCUGGCAUUGCCACAGGCAUUGGGUCACCACUUCCGACGGGCGUGGCAAUCGGGCAGCAGCAGAUGGUUGUAGCCACUAAAAAGUUUCUCCAACUCAGCGCCCCACUUCUAGGUGAUAUCAGCAGCCACAAAUUCGCCAACCUAUUCAUGAACCCCGUGAAUGAGCGAAUGGCACCCGGGUAUCGAAACCUAGUCUACAAGCCCGAAGAUCUUAAAUCCAUCAAAGCCGCAGUCAAGGCCGGCGCAGCAGCCGUAACCAACACUUCAACCGGUACCCCAGCAAUAACCACGCCAACAACCGAAUCCAUCGCCGCCUCGACCCCGCCGGCAAACACUUCAACCUUCACAACUCUCCCCGCAACAACCUUAAACACCCCCCCAAAGGGGAUAGUAAACUCAGUCCAGCUAGAAAAGGAGCUCUUCAGAAUGUUCGCCAAUGCAAUGAUGUACAAUAAGUCCAGCAGCGAGAUCGCGAAAGAGACCGUCAUGAUGGCCCGGGACGUGGAGGGGAUGGUAGAUAACUUUCGCACGGCGGAGGAAGCGGGGAUGAAAAAGGCCCUUGGCGCUAGCUUUGGGCCCGCAAGGAAGUUGGGCGGUGCUGGCAGUGGUAGCGCCGGCGAAGGAGAGAGCAUGGCCGACGAAGGCACAGAGAAGGAGACGGAAGACGGAGGUGGCGGUGGACAGGAAGGCAAGAAGAAGGUUGGAAGAAAGAAGAAGAGGCGUUAGCCUUCCACAUGCAUACCCAUCGAUCAUAGCUACCCCUACUACCUCCCACAUGGCCCUUUU